AUGAGCACACCGCAAUCACAGUAUCCGCAGAAGCAGCAGCACCCGCUGAAUGAUCUAUCGGGAGGCGAAUUCGCGCCGCCUUCCGGCCCACCGCCCUCACAUCGGGCCCCGGAAACUGAUUAUGCUCCACCAUCGGGACCUCCACCGUCUCAGCGACAACAGGCGGAGUAUGCGCCUCCGGCAGGGCCGCCGCCGACUCAUCAGCAGGAUGAAUUUGCACCACCGCCCGGUCCUCCACCAGCUCGACAGCAGGAGGACUAUGCUCCCCCUUCUGGACCGCCGCCAUCACACCGGCAGGAUGACUUUGCGCCGCCGCCAGGACCACCACCAUCUCAUGGAGGCGCUGACUACGCUGCUCCUCCCCCGGGACCUCCACCAUCUCAAAAGGAUAAACCCCAGCAUGACUGGGAAUCCGUCGUGCCAGACACGUCGCUGUUCCCGCCGCCCCCGGAUAUCUUCUCCGGCUUUGACAGAUCUCCCGCCUCAAACGCGACGGAGGCGCAAGCCAACGCCGGCGAGGCAUGGGUGAAGCGGUACCCGCUCAGCGCGCCGAUCCGGCUGGACGCGGCGGCGCUGGGCGCACUGGCGUUCCACAACCCGCGGCUGAUGGCGCCGCCGCCGAACACGACGUACCGGGGCACGCUGGCGUGGGUGUCGCCGGGCGUGUGGGCGGGCAAGACGGACAAGCGCAGCGGCGACAACUGCAUCGUCGGCUACCCGCCGCUGUACGCCGUGACGGAGCACAGCCCGCUGGCGACGGGCCGGCCCAAGACGGUCUACUACGAGGUGCGUGUGCGCCCGGACUGCGCGGCGCGCGAGACGUCGCUCGCCAUUGGGUACGCGGCGCUGCCGUACCCGACCUUCCGCAUGCCGGGGUGGCACCGCGGGUCGCUGGCAGUGCACGGCGACGAUGGGCACAAGUACAUCAAUGACCGGUGGGGCGGCAAGAGCUUCACGGCGCCGUUUGUGAAAGGCGAGACGUAUGGUCUGGGGAUGACCUUCACGCCCGCCGGCGGCAAGAUCGAGGUGGAUAUCUUCUUUACGAGGAACGGUAGGGAGGCGGGCCGGUGGAACUUGCAUGAGGAGACGGACGCGGAGCAGGACUUGCCAGUUACGGGGCUCGAGGGGUUCCAUGACUUGAGUUGCGCCGUAGGCACGUUUGAGGAUGUUAGUUUUGAGAUUAUUUUUGAGCCGAGUCAGUGGAUGUAUCAGGGGUUGCCCGAGUGA
Messenger RNA from Phaeoacremonium minimum UCRPA7, 1227 nucleotides. RefSeq names its product putative spry domain-containing protein. Gene Ontology annotation, molecular function: protein binding. The record is from RefSeq and is a predicted model, not a curated record. Bases 1 to 1227 code for a protein of 408 amino acids. The transcript has a single exon. Lineage: Eukaryota; Fungi; Ascomycota; Sordariomycetes; Togniniales; Togniniaceae.